GUCCCUUGGCGAUCGGCUGCCCACUCCUCCUCCUCCUCCUCCCGCUGUGUAAUCCUUGCUGACACAACGCACAAAGGACUAAACGCUUCCAGCAGCAGGGCUUCCUCCUCCACCAGCUGUGAUCCUUCGGAGUCGGGCAUUACACCUGUAAGACGGGUCUGGACCGCGCAUCACACCGGCCUGGUUGCCCUCGUCCUCCACCCCCUCUAUCCUCCCCUCCUCAUUCAGGGAGUGCAUCCGAACAGGACAGCCCUAAGGAGGGGCUCUUUUUUUUUUUUUUUUUCUUCCUUUUUUCAUCUCUCUGGAAACCGGUAGGACCACCGGUACCCCCCCCUCCCCCGGCCCCCUCAUCUGAUGCGUUUAUGUGGCAGGAGUCCCCCCCGAACUGUUACCUGAAAACCCGCUGGUGCCGUCCCUCCCCGCGAUAUCGUCGGCACGAGCCCUCCAUCUUCAGAAGGCCCGGAGGCGGCGCAGCAGCAGCAGCGGCGGCGGCUGCGGCGGCGGCGGGAGUGAGAGCGCCGCCAGGCCCCGGCCGCCGGGCCCCAGCAGAGGCGGCAUGGAGGUGGGAAUGCGCGUGGUGCGCGGCCUGGACUGGAAAUGGGGCAACCAGGACGACGGCGAGGGCCACGGGGGCACUGUGGUGGAGAUCGGGCGGCAGGGCAGCACCACAACGCCGGACAAGACGGUGGUGGUGCAGUGGGACAGCGGGACGCGGACGAACUACCGCACCGGCUACCAGGGGUCCUUUGACCUGCUGCUUUAUGAUAACGCCCAAAUCGGCGUGCGUCACUCCAACAUAAUCUGUGACAGCUGCAAGAAGCACGGCAUCAUGGGAAUGCGAUGGAAGUGCAAGGUGUGCUUUGACUAUGACCUGUGCACGCAGUGUUACAUGAACAACAAGCACGACCUUGGUCACGCUUUCGAGCGCUACGAGACGGCGCACUCCCAGCCGGUGUGCUUGGCACCGAGGCAGAACCUCCCGCGGAUCAUCCUCAAAGGAAUCUUCCAGGGGGUCAAAGUGGUCCGUGGACCCGAUUGGGAUUGGGGCAACCAAGACGGCGGGGAGGGUAAGGUUGGGAAGGUAGUGGACAUACGGGGCUGGGACACGGAGUCCGGUCGCAGCGUGGCCAGCGUCACCUGGUCCAACGGCACCACCAACGUCUACCGAAUGGGCCACAAGGGCAAGGUCGACCUCAAAUACGUGUCCGACGGCCAAGGAGGCUUCUACUACAAAGACCACCUGCCGAAGCUCGGAGAGCAUGCCGAGCUGCAGCGCCAGGAGAGUGCUGACGGCCACUCGUUCCAGCAGGGCGACAAGGUCAAAUGUCUCCUGGAGGUGGAGAUCCUGCGACAGAUGCAGGAGGGCCACGGAGGGUGGAACCCCAAAAUGGCCGAGUACAUUUGCCGGAUCGGGACUGUACAUAGAAUCACUGACCGGGGAGAUGUCAGAGUCCAGUACAGCAACAACAUCCGCUGGACUUUCCAUCCUGGGGCCCUCACCAAGGUGAACACUUUUGGAGUUGGCGAACUAGUCAGAGUAUUGGAGGACAUCGAGAGUGUGAAGAGACUGCAGGCUGGCCAUGGAGAGUGGACAGACAGCAUGGCUCCUGUGCUUGGCCAGGCCGGGAAGGUGUUGAAAGUAUAUGCGGACGGCGACCUGCGGGUGGCGUUCGGAGGACAGACGUGGACGUUCAACCCAGCGUGCCUCUCGGCUCAGACCGUGGAGGUGGACGCCAACCUCAUGACAGCCGAGAACCCCAACGAAUCUGGAAGUACCGUCAUCUCGGUGUUGGAGAAGCUGCUGUCUCAGUCCACAGAGCAGGACAAUCCCAGCCGGCUGGUCAUCGAGGCCGCACACGGCAGUGCCAGCAAAGUGCGAGAGUUGGUGCUGAAGUAUCCCGACAAGGUUGAUAUUAAAAACCAGGGCAAAACGGCUCUGCAGGUUGCUGCCCACCAAGGCCACAUGGAGGUGGUGAAGGCCCUGCUGCAGGCCAACAGCUCCAUCGAGGUCAAGGACGAAGAUGGAGACACCGCAUUGCACUACACUGCUUUUGGUAAUCAGGCAGAGAUCACAAGGCUGCUGCUGAGCAAGGGUGCAAAUGUCAACCUCCUGAACAACUCCAUGUGCACGGCGCUCCACAUCGCCGUCAACAAGGGGUUCACCGACGUGGUGCGAGUGCUGACCGAACAUUCGGCUGACGUCAAUCUCCAGGAUUCAUAUGGGGACACGCCGCUCCAUGACGCCAUUGCUAAAGAUUUCCGAAAUAUCAUCGAGAUCUUGGUCUUGGUGCCGAACAUCGACUUCACACAGCAGAACCACAGAGGCUUCAACCUGCUGCACCACGCUGCCCUCAAAGGGAACAAACUGGCCACGGAGAAGAUCCUGGCCAGAGCGCGGCAGCUGGCGGACGUGAAGAAGGAGGACGGCUUCUCUGCGCUGCACCUGGCCUCCCUGAACAACCACCGGGACGUCGCCGAGAUCCUCGUCAAGGAGGGACGCUGCGACAUCAACAUCCGCAACAACCGGAACCAGACGCCGCUGCAGCUGGCGGUCACGCAGGGCCACACUGACCUGGUGCAGCUGCUGGUGUCCGAGGGCGCCGACGUCAACAUGGAGGACGAGGACGGGGACACGGCCAUGCACGUGGCCCUCCUCCGCCCGCAGCUGGCCAACGUCAUGCUCGGCCCCGCCACGGGGACCAGCAGCACCCCCGAGGAGAGCAGCGAAGGUUGCUCCUCCACAUCGCUCUACUGCCGGCUGAGCGCUACGGGUCUUCUGGGGAGCACGGAGCUGAGCGUCGGCUCGGCCAUCGCUUGUUUCCUCGCGCAGGAAGGGGCUGACGUCAGCUACGCCAACCACAAGGGAAAGAGCCCCCUGGACCUGGUGGCGGACAGCGGCAUGCUGCAGCUCAUCAAGAGCUUCUCUGAGAAACACAGGUUGCAGCGGCUGCAGGCCAUCACAUGUGGGCAGGGCCUGAGCAGCGCCAGCCUGCGGCGUGUCCACACCACGCCAAACACCAUGACCAACCUGGUUCUUCCCACGCCGCCGGGGCCCAGCGAAUGCCUCAUCUGCUCCGAGCUGGCGCUGCUGGUUCUCUUCAGCCCCUGCCAGCACAGCGUGGCCUGCGAAGAGUGUGCCCAUCGAAUGAAGAAAUGCAUCAAAUGCCAAGUCACAAUCACCAAGAAAAUCCGACAAGUUCCUCACUGCUCUGACAUCAUCCAUGUUGACGCCCCCCCCACCACCUCUUCCACAGACCAAACCGAGGUGGACUGCAGCCCCGGCACCGAGAACUCUGAGCAGCACAACCUGCUGGAGCAGCUACAGUCUCGCUACCGGCAGAUGGAGGAGCGCAUCACCUGCCCCAUCUGCAUCGACAACCACAUCAAGCUGGUCUUCCAGUGCGGACACGCCUCCUGCAUCGACUGCAGCGCCGCGCUCAAGACCUGCCCCAUCUGCCGGCAGACCAUCCGCGAGCGCAUCCAGCUGUUUGUCUGAGCGCCUCGGUCACCGCGGCGCUUGAACCACCCAAAGAGGAUGUUCGGGGGGGGGGGGGUCGGGAAAGAAGAUUGGGCCGACCUACACCUGCUAAUCCCCACGCCCUCCCUCCCCCAUCAAACAAGUGCAGCGCGGGCGGGAACGCGUCGAAGAACUUCCUUUUUUUAUUUUUUGGCGUCCGAACUGCCGCGCCCGACGGGAAGCCGGCCGGGCGACGCUGGGAGGCGAUGCUGCCUCUUUGAAUACUCCGGGAGAAGGUGCCCCACCUCUUCUUUCCCCCGCCCAGCCUCCACCUCUUGUAAUCUUUCCCACCUUUCGCUGCUUUAGGUGGAUUUCUGUUACCCAUCAUCCUCUCUGGCUGUCUGGCCUCCUCUGUUUACAAGGCUGCGCAGAAUCAGCCCCCCGUCUUCUCGCCCUUCAGCCCGUCCUGUGAAUUACGUUUGCUCUCAUUUGUACCAAUCUCUUAAUAAUCAGUGUUCGUCUCUGCGGAGGGAGUUGGUAUAACUAAAAGCUCUCUAUAUAGUCCCCGACCACUCGCCUGUAUGCAAGGGGAAAUACACACUAUAUAUGCAUGAGUAUAUGCAUAUUGUAAAGCUGAAAAUGACUGUGCCGUCAUGGGUGAUUUGUUGUUGUUGUUUUAUUUCUUUCUGGUUACAUUUGUGGUUUUAAAUGUAGCGAUCAGUACAGGUUUUUAUUUAUGUGUGAAAGGUGGUAUUACUUGGUAAUGUCCUUUUGUUUUCGGUUGAUGUUUGCUUGGCAAAAAUGUUUUUGUUUCUACUGAACUUCAGCCCAAGCAUAUGUCCUUUACUCAGGGUAUCGAAUCAUUGAAAGCACUUGUGAUAUCCAUAGCGGGCUAAAGAGUCCCCCCCCCAAUGCACGACACACCCACUACUACAGAGACUCAGUGUAUCGGGUCAUUUUUUGUAGGGUUACAGAAAGAAAUGCUCACAAAGGUAUGCAGUAGUGACUUAAUCCACUUUAUCAAUCCUCAAAGUUCCCCUGUCAUGAGUAAAAAGAAUGUUUAAAGAAGCAACGAAACUGACAUUUUCCUCCCAAAAAUGUCAAACAAUGUCCUUGAAGCGUGUGCGUGUGUGUGCGCGUGCGUGUGCGCGUGCGUGCGUGCGUACGUGUCCCAGCGAUAACUCAUGUUUCCUUCUUUAUUCGCUGGAUACGUUUUAAGACCUAGAAUCAGAAGAGGCACAACAUGAAAAUGUUUUUUCGCGUCUACCUUCAUUUCAAAAGACGCCCCCUUCUCCUCUGGAUUUCUGGAUUGUAGAUCAUCUUCAUCCUUUCUAACGUGCUGGUGUGAUUUCUUGAAGGGCUGUUGCGUAUGAAAAAAAAUAAAUAAUCCUACCUAUUUGAAUUGUUAUUUAAUUUUUAUUUUCUAUAAUAAGCUUCCAGAGACAGGCGUUUUCUUUUUGUCUUCAUUAGAUCCCAAAUCUUGGGAAAGCCAAUGUUUAAUAUGUACAUUUGAAUGUUGGGGAAGAAAAAUGUAUCAGUUCUCACUCUGCCUUUCUUCUUUUUUUUUCUUUUUCUUUUUUAUGUGUAAAGAAAAAAGACGUAAGAGAAGCAGCCGGAGGGACUGAGACGUGUCUACCACGAGUUUUAAUUUGAGGAAAGAACUUCUACAUCUGUGCCAAAUCGCAUGAGGAUGUGCAUGGGCAUGCACGCCCAAAUUUAUCUAGACUCAUUAUGCUAAAGCCCUCCGAGCUCUAGUGAGGGAUCAACUAUUCCAGCGGUGUGAAGUGAACCAGAAGUUGGAGCAUUUAGUUGGAAAUAAGAAGCGUUAUCUCCGCACACUCGGUUCCUGAUGUUAGAAGUUAAACUGAUGGUGUUUGCCUCCUGACUUCAGCUGUUGAACCGACUCAUGUUUGCGAUGAAAAGUGACGCAACGAUCACUUCCAAAUUAAUAUCAGUCCCAUAUUGUUUAGAGCUUUUUACAAGUAUAUAUAUAUUUAUAUUUUGUGAGACAUUAUUAAUUAAGGGACACGUUUUUAAGGAUUGUCCAUUGGUGUCCUAAGUCGAUGGGACUCGAGGCAAAGGCAAUAAUGUUCUAGAAAAAAGGGGGUAAUGUUUGAGUUCUUUUACUCCCCUGAAGGAGGUCUCUGUGAGGGCGGGAAACACAUUUAUGUAUAAAAACACAAAGCAGCAAAUGUUACUAUUGGUGUUUGUACAGUUCAGCUCUCGGAGUUCUGAUGUUGGCCUUAUUGUCCAUUCCUCCUCUGUUGAUGUUUUUUCAGUUGUAUUCUGUACAAAAAUAUUUUGCAAUAAAUAUGGAACUGUUUUCUAAGGACUUGG
Molecule: messenger RNA, 5794 nt
Organism: Gasterosteus aculeatus aculeatus (three-spined stickleback)
Lineage: Eukaryota; Metazoa; Chordata; Actinopteri; Perciformes; Gasterosteidae
Gene: mib2
Product: MIB E3 ubiquitin protein ligase 2
Biological process (GO): protein ubiquitination
Cellular component (GO): cytoplasm
Molecular function (GO): zinc ion binding; protein binding; ubiquitin-protein transferase activity
Source: RefSeq, a predicted model, not a curated record